This is a messenger RNA of Colletotrichum karsti, 1845 nucleotides long. Its product is annotated as hsp70 family chaperone. NCBI's taxonomy places the organism in Eukaryota, Fungi, Ascomycota, Sordariomycetes, Glomerellales, Glomerellaceae. Bases 1 to 1845 code for a protein of 614 amino acids. The transcript has 6 exons. The record is from RefSeq and is a predicted model, not a curated record.
AUGAGCGACAAGCCGGAUGUGCUGGUGUCGAUUGAUCUGGGCACCACCUUCACAGGUGUCGCUUGGAUGACCCCGAAGACCCCGAUCCAAGUCAUCAACGACUGGCCCGGCAGCGGCGACCGAGGCGAGCGCAAAGUCCCGACCGUCCUCACCUACAACGCGGACGGCAGCCUCUCGAAAUGGGGCUUCAUGUGCGGCGACGAGGAGGAGAGCAUGGCGGGCAAGCUGCGGCGCGAGUUCUUCAAGAUCUUCAUCGACGAGGACACGCUCGAGGCGUGGCAGCAGCGGGGGCUCCCCAACGCGCCGCGCAACGUCGCGGAGGCGGAGAGGCUGGUCACCGAUUUCCUCAGGGAGGUGUUCGACCACGUCAAGGAGUCGAUCGAGACGCAGCUCGGCAGGCGGCACACGGGCGGGUGGACGGACAUGGCCGUGACGUUCCUCUUCAGCGUGCCGACGACGUGGACCAAGAUGGAGACGAUCAACUCGUUCAAGCGGAUCAUCCACGACGCCGGGUUCGGCGCCGAGGGGGCCCGGCACUUUGCGCAGGUCGAUCUGACGGAGGCGGAGGCUGCUGCUGUCGCCACGCUGAAGACGAGCGCGGUGAAUUUCCAGAUGGGGUCUCUCUUCCUUACCGUCGAUGCCGGCGGCGGCACGACCGAUCUCGCCGUGAUGCAGAUUACGUCGACGGACACGCAGUACCCGCAGAUGUCGCAGAUAUCGGAGGUCAAGGGCGUGGGGAUCGGGGCGUCGUUGAUCGACGUGGCCUUCAUCCACCUGGUGAACAAGCGCCUGGCGGACCAUCCCGAGGUUGGACACCUGCUUCCCCGCGACUUUGCGUUCAGGAUGUCGAGGAGUCAUCACUUCAAGACGGUGAAGCAUAAGUUUGGGGAGCGAGCUUACAUGCAGCCCGUCUUCAAGAUGCAGUUGGAGGGUGUUUCGCAUGAUUUCAACCACGAGGGGCUUAGGAUCGUGGACGGGCGGAUGCUUUUUACCAUGCAGGAGAUUCAAGUGCUCUUCGACGUCCAGAUCGACGGAAUCAUGCGGUGUAUCGAGGAACAGCUGGAUAGGCUCAUCCAGAAGCAACAACCACAAGCCAUCGAAUACAUGGUGUUAUCGGGAGGAUUGGGAGGUUCAGCAUACGUUCGAGAUAGUCUGCAGGCCCAGUUCCAGAACUAUGCCCACCAGAACGCGGAAAAGGUCGCGGUGAUCCCCUGCCAAGACCCCCAACUCGUCGUCGUGCGCGGCUUGCUGCUGGACCACCAGCAAAAGAUGGAGACGGGGCGACUUUCGGUGUUGGCGACGCGCAUAGCUCGGGCCAGCUACGGCGUGGUGAUCAAGGAGGUGUACUCGCCGCAGCAGCACUUUAACGAGGAUAUCCAGGACGACGCUUUUGAUCCGAAGAAGAAAUGGGCCGUCAACCAGAUCCGGUGGCUCAUCAAGAAGGGAGACACGGUCAACCCGAACUCGCCGUUGGUGCAUUCUCUUGCGAUAUCUCUCGGGGCUGGAGAUACGAGGAGAUCAUGGGAUGCCAACAUUGUCAUUUCUCACAACGAGGCAUCGUUCCUCCCCAAGAGCUUGAAGCACGCUGGGGCAACGAAGCUUUGCGACGUCAAGAGCAACCUUACCGGAGUGCAGCAGGACCAGCUGGUGCUCAAGCACAAGCGAGGAAGUUGCUUCUCCAAGGGCACGACGUACUACAUCCUGAACUUCGAUGUGCGGGUGAUUAUCGCGCCCGCCGACAUCAGGUUUGAACUGUGGUUCGGCGGGCAGAAGUUUUCUGGCAACCACGAGCCGAUUGCCGUGAUGUGGGAUGAGAAGGGCGUGAAAGCUAACGGCAGUUCAUGA